Molecule: messenger RNA, 2139 nt
Organism: Arabidopsis arenosa
Lineage: Eukaryota; Viridiplantae; Streptophyta; Magnoliopsida; Brassicales; Brassicaceae
Source: the annotation of a GenBank genome assembly
AUCUUUGGUCAUCAUCGAUCUCUUCCAUGGGGAUUUCUACAGAGACGCAGCAAAUUGCGGCAUCAGAGGCUGCACAAAAGAGAUGGACUACAAGCGAUUUCGACGUUGGAAAGCCUCUUGGUAGAGGGAAGUUUGGCCAUGUUUAUCUAGCAAGAGAGAAACGGAGCAAUCAUAUUGUGGCUCUUAAGGUUCUUUUUAAGACUCAGCUUCACCAAUCUCAAGUUGAACACCAAUUACGAAGGGAAGUAGAGAUUCAGUCUCAUCUUCGGCAUCCCAAUAUACUGCGACUCUACGGUUACUUCUAUGAUCAGAAAAGAGUUUAUUUGAUUUUAGAGUAUGCAGCUAGAGGUGAGCUUUAUAAAGAGCUUCAGAAGUGCAAGUACUUUAGCGAACGUCGAGCAGCAACUUAUGUUGCGUCAUUGGCAAGAGCCCUCAUCUAUUGCCAUGGAAAACACGUUAUUCACAGAGAUAUAAAGCCUGAAAAUCUAUUGAUUGGUGCUCAGGGUGAGCUCAAGAUUGCAGAUUUUGGAUGGUCAGUACAUACAUUCAACCGUAGAAGGACUAUGUGUGGCACUCUGGAUUAUCUUCCACCUGAGAUGGUUGAAAGCGUAGAACAUGAUGCAAGUGUGGAUAUAUGGAGUCUAGGAAUUCUCUGCUACGAAUUUCUUUAUGGUGUCCCUCCUUUUGAGGCCAGGGAGCAUUCAGAGACAUACAAAAGGAUUGUCCAAGUGGAUCUCAAGUUCCCUCCCAAACCUAUUGUGUCUUCAUAUGCAAAGGACUUGAUUAGCCAGAUGCUGGUUAAGGAGUCUACACAACGUUUGGCCUUGCACAAGCUUCUUGAACACCCGUGGAUUGUGCAAAGCGCAGAUCCGUCGGGCAUCUACAGAGAGCCCAGAUCCGAAGUUUCUCCAGGAACAAUAAUGUCGGUGAGGCAUGGCCAAUCUUCGUAUCGAGAUCGGACUGGCGAAUUUUUCGGUAUUGUGGAUAGCUUGAGGAGAUCGAUUGCGAUUUCUCCAGCGACGAAUAAUGUGCAAUAUAGUGAAAGAAGAGAAGAUCUGAAUAAACGAUCUGAGUUCACCAAGAGAGCUAGAUCAAUUGGUUUAGCUAUUAGUCAGACGUCCCAGAAGCUCUCUAAGCUUGCUAAACUUGCAAAGAGGACAUCAGUGUUUGAUGAUCCGACUCAGGAGAUACAAGAGCUGACAGUAGUCAUCAAGCAAGAGAUCUCUGCUUUAAAUACUGCUUUGCUUGACCUUCAAGUGUUUUGUAGCUCUCAGAAUGAUGAAGGGAACAACUCUAGAGAUAAAACUACUCACUCAGCAACAGUUGUUGACGAUCUUAAGUAUCGUUUGAUGGAUACUACCAAAGAGUUUAAGGAUGUUCUUACCAUGAGAACCGAGAAUAUGAAGGUCCAUGAAAAUCGAAGGCAACUCUUCUCUUCAAAUGCGUCAAAAGAAUCAACAAACCCAUUCGUUCGCCAGCGCCCUUUGGCUGCUAAGGCUGCUGCUAGUGAAUCUGCUCCUCUUCCAUGGGCGAAUGGGUCUUCUUCAUCGUCAUCUCAGUUAGUCCCAUGGAAGCAGGGAGAGGCCGAAUCUUCACCAUUGUUGCAGCAGAGUCAACAACAACAACAGCAGCAGCAGCAACAGAUGGUCCCAUUGCAAGACACAUAUAUGCAGAGUCGAGCUGAAGCUCUACACAACGUCGAAUCAACAAUCCAUGAGCUAAGCAAUAUCUUCACACAACUAGCAACCAUGGUUUCUCAGCAAGGGGAGAUUGCUAUCAGAAUCGAUCAAAACAUGGAAGAUACAUUAGCGAAUGUGGAAGGCGCACAGAGCCAGCUUGCCAGGUAUCUAAACAGCAUAUCGUCAAACCGAUGGCUGAUGAUGAAGAUUUUCUUCGUACUCAUUGCAUUUCUCAUGAUUUUCCUCUUCUUUGUGGCGUAAACAUUGUGACUAAAAAUUGACUUUAAAGAGUUUCAACAUCUAGACAUGGUUCUUUUUUUUUCUGUCGUAUCUUAUUGACAUGUAAAGACCAAAAGAGAAAAAGGGAUCUUAUGCUCUGUUCAGAUUAAUAGAGAUUAUAUAUAAUGUCUUUUCCAUGUAAAAUUGCUUUAAGUUUUCCAAACAAAUUAUAGUUUUUCUG